AUGAUCGGCCCGACUGCCACAGUCAACGAGCGGAAGCCUGGAAAUGAGAUGCCUCUGGAAAAGAUCGUUAUAUUUGUCGACAUUCCUGACCCGGACAACCUUUCCAUGAUCAUGUACCUCCUUUCGUACUAUCGCAAGCACGCGCACUUCGAGAAGAUUGCGAUUGUUCUUACACCACGUAUCCUCGAUCUACGCGUUCCGCGGUACGGCAAACACUUCAAGAAGCUGCUGGGCGUCGUGAAUGACGUGAAGGAGCUGAUCAUGCCAAUCACGAAGAAGGAGCAGCUCGAUCAUUUCAAAGACGUGCCACAGGAGCUGAGGAAGUGGUUCUAUGUUGACGAAGAUUAUGACGAGGCGAGCGUACGAGAAGACACGGCGUAUUGUUACAGGUCAGUUUCCAUCAUGCGCAUCGUCCGUGCAUUGACGGAGCAAGGCUAUACACCGAAUGAAUACGACCUCUACUGGGAUGAGAAAUCCCUAAAAGUUGGGAAAGUCGGCGAUCCUGCCAUGCGUCAUGCGUUCCACGUCCAUGACUUCAAGUAUGGCUUCAACGAGGAGGAAAUGAGGCGAUAUGAAAACAUCACUGGUGCCGCGGAGGAGCCUAGCAUUAAGCUCCAUGACAACCUCCAAGAACUUUGCAAAAACUACACCUGUCGAGUUCACGAUGAACUGAAGGAACGUCUCGGGGUGCGCACGGCCUGGGAACUGAUCAAAAGCUUCGAUGAUCUAAUUGAGGAUGGAAAGAAGGGCCUAAAUCCGAACUCCCGAUUCUUUAUCGGUGGACCAUUCACUGAAGCGGCCCGUUACAUAAGGAGCAAUGAGAACAUUGACGGAGGGUGCCCGGUGGAAGUCACCGCCAUGGCAGGCACCAUGACCGCGGAUCGCAACAUCUUCAAGAACCAAUUCAAUAUCCACGCUGAUGUUGAGUCAGCAGAGCGGGUACUUCGAUUUCUGCAAGACCGGCAAAUACCCACGAAAAUCGUGCCGACCGAAGCCAUCAAGGGGGUCCUUGAAAUAUCUACGGAUGAAUACUGCGAAGCCUUCAAGAAGAGUCGCUAUCUCUGCCGGUUGAUUCGGCAGUACGACGAAGACAAAGGUGCCACUGGCAAGUGGUACAAUUUCGACGGGAUCACAGCAAUGACGGUGGACCACGACGACCUAUUCGAGUGGAUACCCGUCAAUGUGAGGAGCGAGAAUGAGAUGGACGAGGAGACAGUUCGGUUGGGGAACACGGAUCCGCGGGUUGUGUUUGAGCAUUCGAACCCAGGGGAAGGUUCCAGUCUGAAGAUGGCGCAACUCAAGGAAGUCACCGAAGAGAAGAAGGGUCGUAUCCUUAAAUAUAUGGCCUCCUGCAUUGUAGAAGACGACGGAGAGAAAUAG
Trematosphaeria pertusa is the source of this 1380-nucleotide messenger RNA. RefSeq lists its product as uncharacterized. The record is from RefSeq and is a predicted model, not a curated record. The coding region runs from base 1 to 1380 and encodes 459 amino acids. Lineage: Eukaryota; Fungi; Ascomycota; Dothideomycetes; Pleosporales; Trematosphaeriaceae. The transcript has a single exon. Gene Ontology annotation, molecular function: hydrolase activity, hydrolyzing N-glycosyl compounds.